GCCACAGGUGCACCUGAGCUCACCAGUGACAGCUCGAGCUUGCGUGCGCUGCCGCCUACGCAGCUGCCUCAGGGUGCCUGCCCAUACAUCACCUGCGCCUCUCGGCCAGCGACGAGUCACACUCCCUUUCAACCUCCUACAACCCCAACUCACUGCAUCCAUCUGUCGUGACAACACCUCUCUGCAACACAUCCCCAUCAUCUACUGCACCAGCAAAGCGUUCUCCAGGCCCUCGCGAAGCGCCCUCCAUCAAAGCCAGCCACUCCACCACCUAGAUCCCGCCGAUAACCGCCAUCAUGCGUUCCAAGUUCAAGGACGAGCACCCCUUCGAGAAGCGCAAGGCCGAGGCGGAGCGCAUCCGCCAGAAGUACGCCGACCGCAUCCCUGUCAUCUGCGAAAAGGUCGAGAAGUCGGACAUUGCGACAAUCGACAAAAAGAAGUACCUGGUGCCCGCCGAUCUGACCGUAGGCCAGUUUGUCUACGUCAUCCGCAAGCGCAUCAAGCUCUCCCCGGAGAAGGCGAUCUUCAUCUUCGUCGAGGAGGUUCUGCCUCCGACCGCGGCGCUGAUGAGCAGCAUCUACGAGGAGCACAAGGAUGAAGACGGCUUCCUCUACAUUACAUAUUCGGGCGAGAACACCUUUGGCGAGGAGCUUGCUUGAGCUGUCAUUUCAACAUUCCAGCUCGACGGAUCGAACGCCGCUCUUUGGCGUCGGCCCAGCGACCGUCCCCGUUUUGUAAUUGAGGCCUCGGCGUUCCGGACUGCACACCCCUGCGUAUUUUAUGACUGGACUUCUGAACGAAUAACGGACAAACGGCGAUUUCAUGCGAAAUACACAAUCAAACCAUCCGCGGCCACAACGUAGGCAGCCACGGCCCCGGUGCCGGAGCAGUGAUGGGGCACAACCACAGCUACGAUGGAGAGAUGUGGCUACUUGACUGGUUACGCAGCCAAGAGUGACCCGCUGCUGUCCAUGGUUGUGAUUCCAGGCACCCUCGCGUAUCCUGUAUUACCUGGCUGAGGGGUUGCCAUUUGUGAGCCGUAGCCGGAUAGGACUUAGCUCAAGAAUGAGAUUUGUGCCGCUGCGUGGCCUGUCCAAUG
Microdochium trichocladiopsis is the source of this 1099-nucleotide messenger RNA. RefSeq names its product autophagy protein Atg8 ubiquitin like protein. Gene Ontology annotation, molecular function: phosphatidylethanolamine binding. Gene Ontology annotation, biological process: cellular response to nitrogen starvation; macroautophagy. The record is from RefSeq and is a predicted model, not a curated record. Gene Ontology annotation, cellular component: autophagosome; fungal-type vacuole membrane; cytosol. NCBI's taxonomy places the organism in Eukaryota, Fungi, Ascomycota, Sordariomycetes, Xylariales, Microdochiaceae. The transcript is spliced from 3 exons. The coding region runs from base 297 to 659 and encodes 120 amino acids.